This is a messenger RNA of Durio zibethinus, 1439 nucleotides long. The record is from RefSeq and is a predicted model, not a curated record. NCBI's taxonomy places the organism in Eukaryota, Viridiplantae, Streptophyta, Magnoliopsida, Malvales, Malvaceae.
AUGGAGCACUCCAUCUUUAUCCUUUCCAACUGGUUAAAGAGGUGUCGAAAACAUGCCUUAAGUGAUGCUGUGGAGAAGCUGAAAUCAGAAUUAAUGGUUCUGGGAUUCAUCUCAUUUCUAUUUGCUGGAUCUCAAUCUCCAAUUUCUGAUAUAUGUAUACCAGCCAACAUAGCAUAUACCUUGCUUCCAUGUAGAAAGAAAGGUCAAUCCAAGAUCACCAAGGUUCAAGCCUAUGAUCAGCUUUUUGAGAGUAAAAGUACUGGGAAUUUUGGUCUCUAUGAUGAUAUUCUAUGGAAAAUACAUAGGCGACUGACCAAUGAAGAUGAGGCUACAUUUUCUGAUACUUGCAGUUCUAAAGGAAAAGUUUCCUUCAUGACAAAUAAGGGCAUGCAGCAGUUAGAACAAUUCAUUUUUGUUCUAGCAGUUAUGCAGAUUGUAUAUAGUUUUCUGACCAUGGCUUUGGGUAGGGCCAAGAUGAGGCGGUGGAAAGCAUGGGAAAAAGAAACUCAAACAUCAGAGUACCAAGUCGCUCAUAGUAUGGCUCAUUUCUCAGGGAGGUAUGGUAAUUUCAAUUUCCACAAGUACAUAGAGCGAUCCUUAGAUGAAGAUUUCAAGACUGUGGUCAGCAUCAGUCCACUGAUAUGGUUUAUAGUUGUUAUUUUCAUGCUUGUCGACGUGCACGGUUGGCAUGUGUUUCUUUGGGUAUCCUUUGUUCCCCUCCUGAUAGUGUUAACUCUGGGAACCAAACUUGAGGUCAUUGUUGCAAGAAUGGCUGUUCAAAUCAACAAUCAAAACACUGUGAUUAGGGGAACCCCUCUGGUUCAACCAAAUGAUGAACUCUUCUGGUUUAGACGGCCGCAAUUUGUUCCGACUCCUCUACAUUUCACGUUAUUCACGAAUGCAUUUGAGCUUGCCUUCUUCAUUUAUCCUUAUAUCCAAUUUGGAUUAGAUUCUUGCUAUCAUGAGCGCACUACAAUCGUGAUCACGAGGAUUAUAUUGCCGAUCACAGUUCAAGUCCUUUGCAGCUAUAUUACUCUUCCUUUAUAUGCUCUUGUUACACAGAUGGGUUCAGAAUUGAAGAGUCCUGUACUAGAAGAUCAAAUAACCCAAAUCAUGAGGCAAUGGCAUGCUGGUGUAAGGGAGAGAAGGAAGAAACAAGAACUUCUACAAUCUCCUGCUGCUUCUUUGUCAACAGAAUUGAGCUCAAGGACGGAUAGUCCAGCUGAAAUAUUCCCUUCUUUCCCACUACCUAGCCUCACAUUGAGUGAAAGCAUUCAGUUAUCCAACAGAGGGGAAAUCAUGGAAGAACAAGACAAAAUAGUGGAGGUAGAAGCAAGUUCCUCUGAUGGUCCAUCUUAGCCAAUCAGACUAGAGAGGCCAAUACUGAGGAAAGAGUAGAUUGGAAAGCAUAUGAAGCCAUGCCGCUGGCAAGAAGGAGA